CCGCGUUCUUCCAUUCCGUCCGCUUGUUUCCUAGCUCUCGCUCGUCCCUUGCUUGCCCUCUUUUCCUCCUUGCUUUAGCCCUUCUUCCGCUGUUGAUCUCUGCCUCCGGUAGAUCGGUUUCGUUCCGUCCGUAGAAAAAGGGGCGAUGGGAGGCGGCAAUGGCCAGAAGUCGAAGAUGGCGCGGGAGAGAAACAUGGAGAAGAACAAAUCGGCCAAGGGGAGUCAGCUAGAAACGAACAAAAAGGCCAUGAACAUCCAGUGCAAGGUAUGCAUGCAAACUUUUAUAUGUACUACGACAGAGGUCAAAUGUCGAGAACAUGCAGAAGCAAGGCAUCCCAAGAAUGAUGUCUAUCAGUGCUUCCCCCACCUUAAGAACUAGUGCCAGACUAUAGGAGAAGCAUGUCUUUGUAGUCCAAUUAGAUGUGUCAACUGUUAAUGUAUGACGAUACGAGUGUGCCAGCUUUAAUUUGGUCUACUUUUAUAUCUGGAAUUUUAUGUUAAACUUAUGCCUCUGGUGUGUUGAACAUGCUUCUGGGACUAAUGUCAUUAUUGUACUCCCAGCUAUGUUAUUGUGAUACCGGUAGAAGAUUUAUGUUCUAUACUUUGUUACUGUGUUAUCGGUGAACUAUGAGAUAUAGUAAUCCUGGGCAAUUUCAUUCA
Molecule: messenger RNA, 660 nt
Organism: Zingiber officinale
Lineage: Eukaryota; Viridiplantae; Streptophyta; Magnoliopsida; Zingiberales; Zingiberaceae
Exons: 3
Coding region: 146-379 (77 amino acids)
Source: RefSeq, a predicted model, not a curated record